Plasmodium berghei ANKA is the source of this 5976-nucleotide messenger RNA. RefSeq names its product conserved Plasmodium protein, unknown function. The record is from RefSeq and is a predicted model, not a curated record. The transcript has 2 exons. Lineage: Eukaryota; Apicomplexa; Aconoidasida; Haemosporida; Plasmodiidae. Bases 1 to 5976 code for a protein of 1991 amino acids.
AUGACUGACUCUAUGAACUUGAGAGAUUCCACCAAAUCUCAUGAACUUUUCAUAGGAAGUAAUAUAACAGAAAAUGUGUAUGAGAACGAAAUAAACGCUAUGAAAGAAUUAACUAGCUCAAAUGAUGUUGGAACGGGAAUCGAAAUAAAAAAAGCAAUUCUUAAUGAUGAAGGAGAAAUAAAAAAGAAGCAUACAAAAAAAAAAAUCGAUAUUAUGAGCUUAUUAAAAAAAGAAAAAAAAAUAUAUAAAAUGGAAAAAGGGUCCAUUUCCGAUAUAUAUGAUUCUUAUUUACUAUCUAAUCCAGAACAUGUAGAUCAGCAAAAAUAUUAUUUGUCCUUUAGUGAAUUAAAUAAACAUAAUUUUUCUGAUAAAAAUGCAAAUACCAAUGCUAAGCAUAGCGAUAAAAGAAAUUCCAAAAAUGUAAGGAAUGCAAAAAAAAAAAUGAGUAUAAAUGAGAAGAAAUCAAAAGACGAUAAUAAUAAUGUAAAGAGUAAAAAAAAAAAAAAUAGUAACAAUAAAAAAAUAAAAAAAAGUCUAAAUUAUAUAGGUAAUUCUAAUAAUGCUGAAGAGGAAACAAAAGCACAAAACAGUAUGGACAAGAAUUUAAAUUUUGAACCACAUGAAGAUUUAAAAAGAGAAAUCGAAAAGAUAAAGGAAGAUAUAGAUAAAAUAAAAAAAAAAGGAAAUGUAAAAAGGAUUUAUGAUGAUUUAAAAUAUAUUUUACUUUUUCAAAAUGAAAUAAUUGAUAUAUUAAUAGAAGAUAUAAGAAAAAAUAAAUUAAAAACAAAAUAUGAAUAUUUAGAAGAUAGUACAAUUAAAGAUGAUAUAAAUAAAGUUAUUCUAAACCAAAUAGCAUUUGAUCUUUUAAAAUUUAAAUAUAUUAAUACUAAGUUAAAAGAAUUAAUUUUGUGUGUUUAUGAUACGAAAAAAUUUAAUAAUUUAAUAAAAGAAAUUAUAUAUAAUAAAAUAAAUGAAAUGAAAAGGAUUGGAGACCAAGACGGAGAACUUACUUUUGCUAAAACAAUGCUAUCUUUUUUAUAUAAACAAUUAAAAUAUUCUUUAGAAGAUGAAGUACAAAGUUAUUAUACCAAUAUAAAAAAUCUAAAUGAUGAUAUACAUAAUAUAAAAAAAAAUAUGAUGAACUUAAUUUUUAAUUCAAUAGAUAAUAUGACAACUAUUCCAGCUCCUGAAAAGGUUUACAGCGUUUUAGGAAAUGAGCAAAUAGAAAAAAAAAAAGAAUACGAAUAUAAAGCUGCUCAAAAAAAGCAAUUAAUAUGCCCGCCUUAUUAUAGAGAUUUGAAUGAUUUUUUUUAUUUAUACGACUCUAUUUAUACUGAUGAUAAAAUAAAUUCUGCUAAGGCCAGCGUAAUAUCACAGUAUAUGAACAAAUUUAAGAAUUAUUGCAUUGUAGAUAAAAUAAACAAAGGGAUAGAAGAUGUCCCCAAUGAUGAUGCAACUCCUCAUCGAAAUGUAUCAAAUAAAAAUAGUGAAAUUAAUUUAGUAUCAAAAGUUUUAAAUACACCCCAAUUAUGUAAAAGCUCUCAUGAAACGAAAAUCCAAUCAUAUCCUGCUCAUUUACCACAUCAAAAUAUUUACAUUAGCUUGCCAAAUAAUUUGACUAAUAAUUCAAUUGAUAUGUCUAUAAAUGAUAAUGUUAUUUUGAAUAAUAAAGAUAAUAACCAUAGUUCUUUAAAUUACAACAACGAUAACAACACUUCAAGUAUGCAAUUUGGUAUUUUACCUAAUAUAAAACCAUUAAAUGAAUACAAUAUUGAUGAAAUAAAAAAUGGGUACAUAAAUAUGAAUACUCAGAAUAUUAAUAAAUUUUAUAAUAAUUAUAGGUUUACACAUAAUUUAAAUAUAGGUAACCGGAGUAUGCAUAAUAAUAUUCCUAUCAAUAAUAAUAAAAAUAAUAAUACAAUGAUGUCAUUGUCAUUUAGAAAUAAUCCAGAAUGCAAUUUAUUUUGUAAUGGAGAUACAAGAAUUUCAAGCGAACAAAUUAAUUGUAGUAAUUUUAUAGGUAAUUGCAAUAAUAUACAAAAUGAAAUAUAUAAUAAUAAUAUUCUGAAUAAAUGUUUAGACAAUAAUCAUAGUAAUAAAAUAGCCAUAAGAAGGGUUGAAAAUUUGUAUUAUGAUCCAGAUAAUAUGCAAAUUAUAGCAAAUAAUAAUUUUAUACCUUCCAAAUUUUCUGUUGAUAUUGAUCAUAGUAAAAAUAUAAAUAGUAGUCAGCAUGGAUCUAACAUAGAAAAUGUAAACAAUGGGAUUCAUGUUCAUGACAAUAAUAAUGAUAAAAAUACAUACGUAAAUAACAACAUUCAUUUGAGAAAUGAUGCAAUUAGGAAUAUGGAUAUAAAUGUGGAUAAUGCUCAUGCAUACACAGGUUUUGAAAUAUUGUCUAAUAAAGAAGAUUUUAAAAAAAUAGAAAGAUUUUUAAAUGAUAAAUGGGGUAGCUUUAAACUUUUUGAGAAAUGGUUAAAAGAUUGUUCAAAAUGGCAAUGGAUAGAUUUAAAAUUACAAAGAGAGUAUAUUAAUAAUAAUAUAGAAUUAGAAAAAUUAAAAGAAGAGAAAAAAAAAUAUUUAGAAAAAUGUAUAAAUAAUAAAAUAAAAGAAUUAUGGUGCGGUCGCGUAAAGGGUUUAAUGAAUGUAAAAUUGUGUAAUAUGGAAAAAAAAAUAGCAAAUGAAUUUUCAUUAAACAAUAUAGUUAAAAAUAAUAUUCAUGAGGUUACAUUAGAUUAUGAAAGAAGUUCAAUGUGUUAUCAGGACUUAUAUGCCCAACUUUAUGUAAUUGGUUUAAAUAGUAAAAAAAUAGAAAUGAUAAAAAAAAUUAAUGAAUUUAAAAAUAAUAAUAUUGAUGGUGAAGUCAAUGCUCAAGAGAAUGGAAGCGACUUAAAAAAAAAAAAAGAUUCAUCAAAAAAGAAGGGAUAUGUGCACUCUUUAAUUUAUAGUUUCAAUAAAAAAUCACACAAACAAAAUAAGAAAAAAUAUAGCAUUAAUAAGGAUACAAUACAAACUACUGAACCUUCUAAAAAAAAAAACUUAGCAAAAAAAGCAGAGAAUAGAGGAAUAACUGCUAACAAUAAUAAUGAAGAUGGAGGAGAGAUAGAAAAUAAGCAAAAAGAAAACAGUAUAGAAAAUACUGUUACUACUAAUAACAAUAUAAAUGAACAAUACAAAAAAAGGAAUAGUGAGGAGACAGAUAAGCGAAGUAAUAUAAGAACGGAUAAACAUAAUAAUCCAAAUCUUGGUAAACGAAAUAGUUACAAUGAAGAAACUGUUGAAGAUAAGGAAAUAAAAGAAACAAAUAAAAGUAAUGACGAAUAUUAUGGUAACAAUUCAUACGAAAAUAAUAUGUCCUACUUAGAUAAUAAUUCCUUUAAAAAUAACAAUUUAAAUAAAUAUGAAAUAGUUGAAAAGAGUAAUAGUAAUAUAAAAAAGAAAAAAGGAGAUAACGCUGGUGGAUCUUUUUUGGGCAGUUUCUUUAUGUUCAAAAGUGAUUAUAAUAAAAAGGGUUCUCAAAUUGAGUCAAAUAAUGGGUCUGCAAUUAUAGAAGGCAAAUCGUAUGACUCAAUUGAAGGGUCUGAUUAUUCGUUCAAAUAUAAUAAUAAAGAAGAUAAAAAAAGGCACAUGAAAAAAAAAAAUAGUAAAAAAAGUAAUAUGAGUGCUUUUAAAAAAAUAUUUAAUUUAAGCAGAAAAAAAAAAAAAAAAAAAGGAGAUAAAUCCCCAUCCCUAAAAUCAGAAGACAAAAUUAAAAAAAAAGACAAUACAAAUGGAAGUAAUGUUGAAAAUAAUGAGGAUAAAUAUAACAACGAAAACAGUAAUCAAAGUAGCAAUGAAGAAGAUGAUCAUAUUAAUAAUUAUAAAAAAAAUGAUGCAAACAAAAAAAAGGUUAAUAAAAGUGAUAGUGAUGGAAAUUUAAAUAACAAAUCAAGCUCGUUAGAAGAAUUUAAAUUUGAUGAAGAAUUUGAAUUUCAAAUUUUAAAAAAAGAAGUAGGUGAUCAUUUGCAUAUUGAAGAUGACAUUGAAAAGAGUAUAAUAUUUGAGAGAUUCGACGAAGAAGACGAGUUUGAUAUUGAUACAAAUAAAAUCAAUAGCUCUUGUUCAAAUUCGAAUGAUUCGAAUAAAUCAAUUCGCCAAUCUGAUCAGAUUGAAACCAAAAUUAAAACUAAAAAAAGUAGUAGCGAUAAAAAAAAAACGAUUGGACUAAAAAAUUUACCAGGGAACAAAACGGACAACCUCCAAGAAAAAGAAAAAAUUGCUGAAAAGGUGAAUCAAAAAGAUGAAUUUAAGAGCAAAAAAAAAAAUUCGGUAGCAUCUCAUGAAAAUAGUGAAAUACUUGAAGAAUAUACGAAUUUGUCUAAAGUAAUUGCAGAAACAAAGAAAGUAAAAUCAGAUGAUAGUUCGAAAAGUGAACAAGAUAAAAAUAAAGUAGUAUCGUUAGAAAAAAGUGAUGAAAAUAUGGAAUACAAUGCUUUGAAUAUUGUAGAUAAAAUAGAACACGAUGAGGUAAAAGAGAUGAUCGAAAAAAAUAUUAAAGAAAAUGAAACAGAAAAAGGUUCAACGAAUAAAAGUAAAAGAAAUGAUUCUAUUGCAAAUUCAUGUGCAUCUUAUUAUUCAAAUGGAAAUGAAACUUAUUAUGAUAAAUAUUCAAAAAUAGGAAUUAUCGAAAAAAAAAAUAAAAAUAAGUUUAAUAAGUUUUUAACAAAUCUGGGCAAAUUUGGUUUUAAACACUCAAAGAAAAAGGGAGAAGAAAAAUCAAAUUAUAGCCAAAGUGUUGUAACAGAUAAUGAUGAUAAUGCUUCUUUAAAUAAAAUUGAUGAUCAUAAAAAUAAUCCAGACUCAUUAGAAAAAGAAGACUAUAUUUUAGAUGACCCUCAUCUAAAUUGGGAAACUGAAAAACAGAUUCUACAUAGUGAUGCAAGUGAAAAAAGUUAUAAAUAUCAUGGUAAGAAUAAUAAGGAAAACAAUAAAAAUGAAGAACCAGCCAAGAAAAAAAUGAGUAAACAAGUUGAUAAAUUAUAUUCAUAUAUAAAUAAAUUAAAGGAAAAAAAAAAAAGUGCAACAAAUAUUGAUAUGCAUAAUCAAAGCUUGAACAUAUCAAAAUAUAAAGAAGAAGAAAAUUCGAAAGUAGAUAUAAAAAUUAUGGAGAAGAAAUACGAUAAAAAUAAUGUUAACAAUAUCAAUGAAACAAAUGAACAUACCAGCAAUACUAAUAAAUAUAAAAUGAAAAAUCCUGGUGAUAAUAUUACUAUAUUGAAGAAAGAAAAUAACGAAUGUAAAAUAAAUGAAAUAGAAGUAAACUAUAACAUAAAAAAAUUGGACAGUGAAAAUAGUAGUAUGGAUGAAAAUUUAUUAGGAAAAAAAUAUAAAAGCAGCUCUUUUGAUAACUCUAAAAAGUCACCAAGAUUUGGAAAUAGUUCUAAUGAUACAGAAGGUAUAAAAUGCGAUGAAGAUUUACCUGAAAAAAUUUUAAUUGAUUCUUAUUUGGAUCAGUAUUCUAAGGAUAGUAAGAGUAGUGGUGGGAAUAAAAAAAAGAAAGAGAAGAAGAAAAAGAGCAAACAAAACAAUGAACGAAAUAAUUGGGGAAAAAGUAAAAGCAUAAAAGAGGAAAGCUCCUUUUCUAUGCUAUAUUAUGAAAUAAAUAGCAAUAAAAAAGAAAAAGAAAAUCAUAAUGAGAUCAUACUUUCAGAUGAUAUGAUUGAUAAGAAAAAUGUCCCUAAUAAUAUGUAUAAUGAAAUAUAUCUUCAUAAUAACACAUAUUUAGACGAAAAUUCAAAUAAACCUCAGGAUGACCAAGAUUGUCUUGAUUCCUUUUCGCUGAAAAAAAAAAACAAUGAUGAUAGUGCUUCAUCAAAUUCAUUAAAUGUUGUAAAAUUGUCGAGUUUUAUAUCGGUACCAGAUAGCCAAAAUGAAGAUAGUAACCAAAAUUGUAAGAAUAUAUUAAAAAAUGAAACCGAUAUGAAUAUAUAUUUGUCGUAA